Messenger RNA from Diachasma alloeum, 4550 nucleotides. It is a transcript of the gene Scm, whose product is annotated as polycomb protein Scm. Gene Ontology annotation, cellular component: nucleus. Gene Ontology annotation, biological process: regulation of DNA-templated transcription. The transcript is spliced from 7 exons. Gene Ontology annotation, molecular function: protein binding; zinc ion binding. The record is from RefSeq and is a predicted model, not a curated record. Lineage: Eukaryota; Metazoa; Arthropoda; Insecta; Hymenoptera; Braconidae. Bases 403 to 2547 code for a protein of 714 amino acids.
GCCAAUAUGGCGGCGUAACAAAUAGUUGUCUUGUCUUUUUGGCAAGCUCGACAAUCAAUUCAAUUGUUCGUUAAUGUGAAUUAAUUAUUGGAUCGGUUACCUAGAAUCCAAAGCACCGCAUCACACUCUCGAUAUAUCACGAAACAACAAACGUCUUCAUUGUGUACGUGGAGCCGUGUUUCGACGCAAAUAUGGGGGGGAAUUGAGAAUUCCAGUGCGUCACAGUUCGCCGAAAAUUUCACUUUCAUUCUUGAGGGAUAAUAUUUUUUUAAUCAACAUAAUACGGUAAUAUGAGUGCUACUCCCUGCUUUUUGACCACGAUUAUUCGUCGGAUGAAGAUUUGGGGAAUAUCUGGGUGAUUAUUUAUCCAUUGCUCGGCGUUUUGGGACGAUUGCACCGAUAAUGUCAAGUGUGCCGAAUAAAAUGCGAGGUCCAGGACGCCCACCAAAGUCCAAAAACGCCUGCACCUGGUGCAACGAGACGAAGCAGCCCCUGAAGUACGUCCUACCCACUCAGCAUGGCAAGAAAGAGUUCUGUUCAGAGACGUGUCUCUCAGAAUUUCGUAAAGCGUACGUUCGUGGGGCUUGUGUCCAGUGUGAUAACGUCAUCAGGGGUUCUCCAGUGAAACUGGAGCAGAAGGAUGGUCCCACCAAGGACUUCUGCUCGUCCUUCUGUCUGAAUAAACACCAGAAGAAGGAGAUCCAGGCAGACACCAAGAAGAACACGAGUGACCAGCCCUCCCCAGCAGCAUCCCCAGCCCCCUCAGGCAUCCCCAGCAGCAGUGGAAUGAUGCCCCAGUCAUUCCCAACGAAUAACAAAUCCAAUGGGACUGGGAAUAGUCAGCCAAAUGCCUCACCCUCGACCUCCAGUGGUCCCUUUCAAUACGAGACUUAUCAAACCUUCGACUGGGAGCUGUACCUCAAGGAGACUGACAGCACAGCAGCACCAGCUGAGUGUUUCAAGCAGCAUGCAACCCCUCCCAGCAAUGAAUUCAAGAUGGGAAUGAAAUUGGAGGCUCUAGACCCUAGAAAUCUGACUUCAACGUGCAUUGCAUCUGUCGUUGGGGUGCUUGGACCUCGUCUCAGACUUCGGUUAGAUGGAUCUGAUAAUAAAAACGACUUCUGGAGGCUUGUGGACAGCAACGAGAUCCAUCCCAUUGGGCACUGUGAGAAAUCAGGGGGCAUGCUGCAGCCACCCCUGGGGUUUCGAAUGAACGCCUCCAUGUGGCCCAUGUUCUUAUUGAAGACGUUGAAUGGCGCUGAGAUGGCACCUGCCAAGGUCUUCAAAAGAGAACCCAAAACCCCUAGGACGAAUUCGUUUGAAGUGGGACAGAAGCUUGAAGCCAUUGACAAGAAGAAUCCACAGCUCAUCUGCACAGCCACCAUCGGAGGCGUCAGAGAUGACAUGAUUCACAUCACUUUUGAUGGCUGGAGAGGGGCCUUUGACUACUGGUGUCGAUACGACUCCAGGGAUAUUUUUCCAGCUGGAUGGUGCUUCAAGAGUGGACAUCCACUUCAACCACCCAGGCAGAAAGCAACUGGUCCCAAUCGAUUCAAAUCGAGGACGAGUAAUGUUUUACCAGUCAUGGCUGUCUCGGGCAGUGGAGCUGGUGGAGAACCAGCUGUUGCUCUUGUCAGCCCAGCAGGAUCCAGUGCACCACCACAGCCUGCUACGGAACCUGAUACAAGUACUGCUAAUAACAAACCACGAACACUUGACAAUGUUACAGUUUAUGUUAAUCACAACUGCUCGUGUGGUCCCUACUUCGACCCUAAGAAGGUGAAGGCCCUCCCAUCGCACUUCGGUCCUGGAUCCAUCCCCAGUGUCAUCAGGGAGGUGUUCCAGGCAUUUCUCAUGGCUGCAAUGAGCCCCAGGCAGAUGCUGAGUCUUUUGAAACGUGGAGAGGGCGAGUGGAUAAGUCUGACGUUGGAGAGUAAACUCACCUCAGUGAGGGUCCCAGUUUUUCUCGAAGAAGAGGACUUUUAUAUUUACGUCAGGCGACAGCUGGAGGACCUCUGUGCAUGCGAGAGGAUGGUUUACAGGAGGCAGGAGACCUGUGACAAGUGUCCCAGUGUGCAGAAUAUCUCGUUGGAUAGGGAGGAUGGGAGCCCUGGGGGCGAGAAGAGAAGGUGGUCCUCUGAGAAUCCUCAGGUGCAGAUGAAUCAGGAGCAGAAGAGUCAAGGACCUCCGGCGACUAACAUUGAGACCAUGAUUGCAGCACCCAGUGCUGCGAAACAACCGAGGAAAUCAGUGCCUGAACUUGAACCUGCAACGUCGACGACUCAACCAGAGGCUGCAUCCAGCAGAAUAACAUCGACAGAACCUGCAGAGUGGACCAUUGAAGAGGUCAUUCAUUACAUUGCCAUCACAGAUCCAGCAUUAGGGGUGCAUGCAGAUCUAUUCAGAAAACAUGAAAUUGAUGGGAAAGCUCUACUCCUCCUCAACUCCGACAUGAUGAUGAAGUAUAUGGGACUGAAGCUCGGACCAGCACUGAAGAUUUGUAACUUAGUAAACCGUAUAAAAGGCAGGAAACACGUCAUGCUAUGACUGCUACAAACGUCCAAAUAAGAUAAAAGAAAGAUUCUAUUCAGGUUUAUUCUCACUACAAUUUUCCUUUCAUCUAUUUUUGAAAGUCUUUUUAGAGGAAAUCCAUGCAUCCCGGGAUAAGUUGUCAAUUCCGAAUUACAGAAUGAAGAAUUUUUUAUAAAUAUUUGUUUAACGUUCUAUCAGCAUUUACGAUGAUAUUCGAUUUUAUUUACGAGAGAGGUUUUUCUUCCUAGGUGAAACGUUAGGAAUCCAUUAUGAUAAAUAUGUACAGUAAAUGUGUAUUGUAAGUAUAAAUCAAUUACCAUAACUAUUUAAUAAUUCAAAACAAUGAAGAUACUAUUGUGGAAAUGGUAGUUGCCCUAGUAUUUCCCCUCCAGAAUUAUUAUUGUUACUGUAAUGGUACGAAAUUGGGGAAUUCAGUGAUGAUUAAUCGGGGUAAUCAGGUUCCAUAUCGCGUAAAAUUUUAUCACACUGUAAAUUUCACGUAAUUCUUGAGGAAUAUUUUGCUAAUCUUAUCGGUCUCUCUGGCACAUUGCUUCUGCAAUUGUGUACAUUCUGUCACAUCCGAUGGCCUAUUUUUUAUUUCUCAUUAUUCGAGAGAGGGGAAUGUCAAUGGAAAGAGAAGAUGUACAUAAUUAAGUGAUAAUACCCAUGUAAUAGGUCAUUAUAAGUAUUAGCAAUAAAUUUAGUUUCAAGGAUGAUAGAAGUACGGUUUUGUGAUAGUUUUACUCAGAGAAUUUAGGAGUUGCAUUAUUUUAUGAAUUUUUAUCGUCUCCUUUUUUUCUGCGGAGAAUUGUCUUCUACAUUUUUUUUUCCUCUUCAAGUCUGGGAUUCAAUUGCGAAAUGAGAAUAAUGUGAUGUAAACCUUUUUGUUGUGACUAGGGAUUUGCACAAGAUUUUUUUGUGGAUUUGUUUUUACCUGUACCAAAGUCAGCCAGUAAUUCAAGCUUUUUCUCUCACUUAAUUCUCGAAGAAAUGUACAUAUAAUUUUUUUCUUUAUACUAUCAGAAUAGUUUUUUGCUUGAAUUUUUUUUAUAGUUUAUACCCCAAAAUUUGUUGAAUUUGUAUCCUUCCUAUUAACAUGGAGUUUGUUUCUUUGUUUGAUAAACAUGUUAAGUCGACUCGAGAAGAAAAUACGAGUGAAGUACAUGCGAAAAAUGUAUGUUAAUAUGUCCCAUGAUUGUGUGGGGGACUAUUGAUCAUGAAAACUGAAAGAUUAAUAUUCAUUGAAGGCGAGAAAACGAAAUAAAACGAAAAAUCCUUGAAAAGUAAUGAUUUUAUUCAUAAUUUUCCAAUGUUAAUUCUGUUUCCAAUCAUAAUUGAGUGCAACAAACAGGUAUAAACACCACAAUUGUGAUAUAAUACGGUGUAGUUGCCGAAAAAAGGUGCUUGACAGGUCCACUCAAUGACGUACAAUGUACAAAUUACGAUAAGAAUUUUCUUAAAAAUUCCUCAUUCAUAUUAUUAACUUGCAUUAUCAAUUAAAUUAUACGUAUAUAAUUAUUUAAAUAUUCCGAUCACAAUGGGAUUUAGUUCAUUCAUAUUUCGGGUAUGAGGGGGCAUAAAGUACCUGCAUCUUCCCCAAAACUUUCGUUAUUUCUCGUUAACGAUGCAGGUACUUUCUGCUUCGUUCUGUUUUCUUUUAAUUAAUGAAAAAUUGAGAAAUAAAAUGAUGUGAGCAUUACAAACGUACUUUAUGUUAUAAACUAGAUUAUUCCAAAUCAAGAAAUUGUGAUGGCUAAGAAGUGAUAAAAAUUGCAUCCUCAUCACAUCCUGCACACAUAUUUUUUUUUUUUUCAUUUCAAUCGUUCAACAAGAAAUAUUAUCCUUAAUUCUACGUGAUUUUAUACUGUAACAUUAUGUUCUUGUUCUGUUCUGUUCUUAUUGCAAAAGGAAACAAAAAAUUAUCUUCAACUGCUGGUGCAGAGUGGAUAUAAACAAGAGUCUCAAUGUUGAAGACACAAUAUAUUCAUAAUAUAAAUACAGCUAGUACUUAAAAAUCA